Molecule: messenger RNA, 6065 nt
Organism: Amoebophrya sp. A25
Lineage: Eukaryota; Dinophyceae; Syndiniales; Amoebophryaceae
Source: the annotation of a GenBank genome assembly
AGUCUACACGUUUAGCCUCAUUCUUGAUUCCUCCAAUCUCUCUGUUCGUUUCCUUCUUCUACUCCUCUGGUAAUAGGUCUGCCCCUUUGUCCUUAUCCCUCAGGAAUUGUGAGUUGAGAGAACUAUAAAAAAUUGAAUUUGCUUGUGAUUUCUCCUACGAAUGGUGGCUAUUGGGGGUGACACAUCGCCAGCGAACAAAGCAAUGAAAAAAUCGGCCAUGAAAAGCAUGAAGAGCGCUCGGGGAGUUAUGAAACAAGUUAGUAGUGAUAUUUUGCAUAUCGCCAAUAUGUUUAUGUAUUGCAUGAAGAGCUGAAUCACAGCAGAUCAACAAUUUUUCAUCAUAUGCAUUUGCUUCUAGGUGCAUGUUGGUGUUGACCUGCGUAAUUUACUAGAACUUUUACUUUGCUCCAUUGUAGUCCUUUAGACGACCUUUUCCUCUUUUUCAUUUUUGCGUUUGACCCCUGCUCCGCCACUGCCGCAGACACGUUGGCUUUCUACGGCAGCAAUGCUAGCAGCGGUCUUUCCGAGGGACAGGUGGAAGCCUUGCGUGCCGAGUACGGAACGAACGAGCUCGCGGAGGAAGAAGGCAAGAGCCUCUUCGAGUUGAUCAAGGAACAGUUCGAGGACCAACUGGUGAAAAUUCUGCUCGCCGCCGCUGGCGUUUCUUUUCUGUUGGCAUACUUUGACGACGCCAGUGCGGAGGAAGGAUGGGCCGCGUACGUCGAACCCUUGGUCAUUCUCUUGAUCCUGAUCGCCAAUGCCAUCGUCGGCGUCGCUCAGGAGAAGAAGGCGGACAACGCGCUCGAAGCCUUGAAAAAAUUGCAGCCAGAUACGGCACAUGUCUUGCGCAAUGGAGCCUGGACGAAAUUGGAAGCCUCCGAGUUGGUCCCGGGCGAUGUAGUCGAGCUGCGAACGGGGGACCGCGUGCCCGCUGACAUGCGCAUUGUGGCCUUGAAGACCACCACUUUGCGCAUAGAGCAGUCCAGUCUAACCGGAGAGUCGCAGUCGGUGGUGAAGGACGCAGACCCGGUCGUGGCUGACGAUAUCCAAGGCAAGCAUUGCAUCGUCUUCUCCUCCACCGCAGUCAGCAUUAUGGAAGGAACAAACUGAUUUGUUGUUUUGAUUACAUACGUAAUCGUAAUGGUUGAUCACGCAGUCAAUAGUUGAUCACAUACACGAUGGGACCUGUUAAAUCAAUCUAGGUCCACUCUCAAUGCAGUCUUUACGUUGGAAAAGACACGUAGAAAUGUUAGUUAUAUAUAGUAGAACUAGAUCAUACUCCUGCAUGUUGUUCUUCACAGAAGAAGUUUAUAUUCAGAUGUGACUAUUUUCUAAGAUUUUGGGCAGUUGUAUUUGCGUCGUUGUCGCUACUGGAAUGAGCACUGAGAUCGGUAAGGUGCAGAGCGCGGUGAAGGAGGCAGCGGAAGACGACGAGAAGACGCCGUUACAGCAGAAAUUGGAUGAUUUCGGCGACUUGCUCGCAAAAGUGAUCGCAGUGAUCUGUCUCAUCGUGUGGGCCAUCAACUGGAGCCACUUCUUCGACCCGGUCCACGGGUCCGUGCUCCGCGGUUGCAUCUACUACUUCAAGAUCGCUGUUGCUCUCGCAGUGGCAGCCAUUCCGGAAGGCUUGCCGGCAGUGAUCACUACGUGCUUGGCCAUGGGGACGCAGAAAAUGGCGAGACGUAUUUUCAGACUGAAGAAUUAUUUGCUCUUUGUAUAUGCAUGCUUGAACAAAUCGAUUGCCUUAACCUCAUCCACUAGAGGAAUCUCCUGAAGAUGACUGUUACAAAAGAAAUAGAAGAUCUCGUUGAAGAACACGACAUGUACUAGGUUUGUUUCGGAUCAUGUUGAAGCCUGAUGAUGACCUCUCAACUGAUAAUGAUAAGAUACUUCGUCACCAAACCUCCGAUCUUCUCGACUAGGUAAUUGCAUUGUCCGCAAGCUUCCUUCCGUCGAGACCCUUGGAUGCACCACCGUUAUCUGCAGUGAUAAGACCGGCACGCUGACGACUAACGAGAUGGUUGCGGUGCGUUUGGCCUUGCCAGUAUCGAACAGCGACGUCGACCAAUAUGAGGUCGAUGGCCACAGCUAUGCGCCAAUCGGCGACAUCGACGGAGGAAGAUUCACCGUUACUCCCGCAGCAGAGGCUUUCGCACGAUGCGGUGCUCUCUGCAACGAGAGUCGGAUCGAUGUCAACGAAGAAGGCCGAUUUAUCCGAACAGGAGAGCCGACAGAAGCAGCGAUCAGGGUACAUUGUGACUGUACGAAUUAAAGGAGACGAUGACUUGUCCUGCUAGAAACAGAGAAAGCAGCUGCUGGUAAUAUGGCAUUUUUUAAACGCGGCAAAGAGAACAUUAACAUUAUUUAUCACAACUAGGUCCUCGUGGAGAAGAUGGGAUGCCGCGAUGCACGACUACAGAAGGCAUUGUGUCAAAAGAAAAACAGGAGCCCACAGGAAGCACAGGGAUUCUCCGACUUCUAUGCGUCCAAAGUUCAGAAGGUUGCGACUCUGGAAUUCACUCGCGAUCGAAAGUCUAUGAGCGUCAUGUGCAGACCAGUGGUACUUACAACUUUUGUAAAGAUCAUCAUCUUUUGUUGCUGGGCUUGCCAUUGGAGUUCAACAAGAUGUUGAGAGCGACGUGUACAAUAAAAUUAGGGAAGUUUUAGGACGAGUACGUGAUUAAAGAAUGUAAUUUUAUGAGUGGUGCAUCUUCCUCGUAAGAUCUUCUCAAUAAUCUGGAUCAGAAUAAGUAAGUAGCUUCUUUCAAAAAAAACACAGGGCGCAUCUUCCAAUGCGUUGUUCGCCAAGGGAGCCCCCGAGGGCAUCUUAGAGCGAUGCAAUACGGUGAUGCUUCCAGACGGAAGUGUAGCGAAUUUGACGCAGACGAUGCGUAAGAAAAUUCAAAAAGCAGUAGAGCGACUGGCCGGUGACGCGCUCCGCACACUCGCAAUGGCCGAAAAAACUAGUCUGCCAGCACCCUACGCAAACUACGACGGAUCUACGAGCCACCCCGCCCACAAGAAAAUAAACCCAGACAACUUUGUCUCAAUAGAAACGGACAUGUGCUUCCUUGGUAAAGAUAAUCGCGAUGAACAAUAUUUGCACAUCUUUCCACCGACUGAAUUUUACAGAAGAAACAGACGCUGAGUUCGAAAUCAAACUUCUCGUCUACUCUAGGCGAAGUUUAAUGUCCUUAAAUGCUUGAAUGCUACACUGAUUAGGUCUUGUCGGCAUCCACGACCCUCCUCGACCGGAGUGCAGAGGCGCCAUCGAGGAAUGCCGGACGGCUGGCAUUUCCGUCAUUAUGAUUACUGGAGACAACCAAUUGACGGCUGAGGCGAUCGCGACGAACUUGGGCAUUUUGCAACCGGAGGACGACUUGUCGCAGAAAUCUUUCACCGGCGCCGAUUUCGGUUCCAUGUCGGAGACGCAGCGCGUGAAGGUUUUGGCGAACAUGAUUUCGGGCCGACGCGGGGGCGGUGUCUUCAGUCGCACGGAGCCGCGCGAUAAGCAAGCGAUUGUCAAGAUCCUGUCUCAGUUGGGAGAAAUUACAGCGAUGACGGGAGAUGGCGUCAACGACGCACCGGCACUGAAGCAGGCAUCGAUCGGGGUAGCGAUGGGCAUCGCAGGAACAGAGGUCGCAAAAGAAGCCAGCGACAUGGUCUUGGCGGAUGAUAAUUUCUCAACCAUUGUGCACGCAGUAGAGGAGGGACGCAGCAUCUACAACAACAUGAAAGCGUUUAUUCGGUACUUCCUAUGAUUAUCCAGAUGAAAUCAUUGCCGAUAAAAAGAUUCAAUCGAAUGUUGUAAUUAUUGGCGAGUGAGUCGACUUUGUCAAAGCUAUUUAAUAACUACGAAAUACGCGACCGUGUCUUGGAUCACUUAGAGUUCAAAGUACUUUAGAAAUACAACCUCAACAUUUCUUUAACCAAAGGUACUUGAUUUCAUCGAACAUCGGAGAGGUUGCAUCAAUUUUCUUCACUGCGGCACUCGGAAUUCCGGAGGGGCUUAUUCCUGUGCAGCUCUUGUGGGUCAAUCUUGUCACCGACGGUCCGCCAGCGACGGCUCUCGGAUUUAACCCACCCGACGUCGAUGCUAUGCGAAAGCCUCCACGACGAAGGGAUGACAUGCUCAUCUCAGGCUGGGUCUUCUUCAGGUAUAAUUACGUUCUCUUUGUACUACAGCAGUCGAAGAAGUUUUUUUCGUAGCUCUUGAGAGUCAAUCCAUUCUAUCCAUUAUAUCUAGGUACAUGGUUAUCCCCUUCAUGCAUUACAUCCAGGUACAUGGUGAUUGGCAUCUACGUGGGCUUCGCAACGGUGGGAAUCUUCGUCUAUUACUACACCUUGGAUACUCUCGCGCCUGACCAACAUACCUUGGUUACGUUUGAGCAGCUGACAAAUUGGGGAAAGUGCGCCAGUGGAGAGGGCAUUUGGAAAGGAUUCACCGCUAAGAGCGUUGAUGGCGUGGAUCUUUACUCAAGUAUUGCGUUUAUGUUUUGGGAUUGAAAUGAGCUAACCAUUCUUGGAUUAUGAGAACUAGUUUUCUGUUGUGAAUUGAGAUCAAAUUUGCAUGAGGCUGAAUGCUGAUAGAAAUCGUGUGAAAACAUUAUGCCUUCAUUGUCACUACCCGCUUUCCAACUGCACAGAUCCUUGCGACUACUUCCAGAAGGGAAAGCUGAAAGCGUCUACGCUGAGUCUGAGCGUCCUUGUUGUUAUUGAGAUGUUGAACGCAUUGAACGCUUUGUCGGAGGACGGCUCCUUGCUCCAGAUGCCUCCAUGGAAGAACCCGGUUUUGAUCCUCGCUGUAAUUGGCGCCACUGGUAUUCACAUGAUUAUCCUAUACAUCCGACAACUGAACCCGAUCUUCUCUGUGGUGCCUUUGGAUAAGCACGACUGGAUGCUGGUGUUGGCCUUCUCGUUUCCCGUUAUCCUGAUCGACGAGGUGCUCAAGCUCUUCGGACGCCUGACUGCUGAAACCACGCGCAGCAAAGUUGUGGAUACCAAAAAACUACAGUAAAGGAAGUAGCCUCCACCAGAAUGAAGAUACUUCUCUACGGACGGAGAUGGAGAUCGAAAGAAGACUACGCACAUCUACAUCAGUACUAGACAACUGAUAGUAUAAGAGAAGAUGAACUAGUACAAGAACCAGAACAAGGAACACUUUCUUCUAAGUAGUUGGAAUGAUGAGUGGCGGAGGUGGCCGUCAAGAUGACGAGCUUAGUAAUAGAAGUACUCUCGCAGCGAUGGAUCGGACAAGAUACGAUGAAUCCCUAGCAGUGAAGGAUUUGCGGUCAAGCUGUGACGCCAACAUCUGCGAUUUUUGCUGUCUAAGGGGAACGGUUUCUUUUCAUCGUAUGCGAUGUCGCGAAAUUGGUUGUAGAAAUGCUUCGACUAUAACAUGACAGAAAAAUGCAAAUGAGUCCUUUUGUUCCAUGUCGUAAUCAGUAUACCAUAAGUCCUUAGAAUCUAAGAUGUCAUAUCAGGAUCUUGAAGCGCGCAGCUGGGGGCGUGUUCUUACAGGAGGUGCCGCUUCAUUCAUAAGAUGUACGUGCUUGAGCUACAAUCGUCGUAAGUUCCGUCGAAAGAAAACCCGCUCCCAAUAGUACUACGAACCUCCUUAUGCAUUGACCUUCGUCUCAGACUUUGCACGAUUCUUUUUGGUAAUUUGAUGGGGUCACCGCUUAAACUAGAAUUACACAGGAGCCUAUCGAUUUACAUCGCACUUCAAUCCACGACAGGCACGAUGAAAAUGAAUACUGUUACAUAGUUCUUAAGUAUUGGGGGUAGGUUACUUCCCGCAGGUUAAUGUGGCCGCUAUGAUAUGAGCCAAAGCAUCUUGAUGUUGAAGGAAAGCAUGCAGAAACUGAUCGACUUCUAGCCUUCCCACAAGCUCGCGGGAUCUUGCCGAUCCUGGGCAAAAAAACCCAAAGAAAAGACUCAAUCGUGUGCCUCGUGUAAAAACUCACACCUCCUUUCAUUCUCUUUUUAUUGUUAUAUAACCGAGAAGACUUUGAAUUGAGAUCUGAUGUAAAAAACAACCGCUACUAUUACGUACGUUAGAAGAC